CAGCGCGCCGCCUCCCGCCCUCCCCGCCUUCCCUCGCCGCCUCCCGCCCUCCCUCCUGGCCUCGCUCCUCAGCCAAACUGAAAGCCGGACCCCAGGCCGCCUCGCCACCGCCUGCCCGGCCUUGCUGGAGCGCUCCACCAUGGACAGUCCUGUUUUCACCUCAUAAAGAUGGCGGUGCGGGAUCGCUGCAACCUUUAGACUAAUGACUGUCCGAAACAUCGCCUCCAUCUGUAAUAUGGGCACCAAUGCCUCUGCUCUGGAAAAAGACAUUGGUCCAGAGCAAUUUCCAAUCAAUGAACACUACUUUGGAUUGGUCAAUUUUGGGAACACGUGCUACUGUAACUCUGUGCUUCAGGCGUUGUACUUCUGCCGGCCAUUCCGUGAGAACGUAUUGGCAUACAAGGCCCAGCAAAAAAAGAAAGAAAACUUGUUGACAUGCCUCGCAGACCUUUUCCACAGCAUUGCCACACAGAAGAAGAAGGUUGGCGUCAUCCCACCAAAGAAGUUCAUUUCAAGACUGCGAAAAGAGAAUGAUCUCUUUGAUAACUACAUGCAGCAGGAUGCUCACGAAUUUUUAAAUUAUUUGCUAAACACUAUUGCGGACAUCCUGCAGGAAGAGAAGAAACAGGAAAAGCAAAAUGGAAAAUUAAAAAAUGGCAACAUGAACGAACCUGCAGAGAAUAAUAAACCAGAACUCACCUGGGUCCAUGAGAUUUUUCAGGGAACACUCACCAAUGAAACCCGAUGCUUGAACUGUGAAACUGUUAGUAGCAAAGAUGAAGAUUUUCUUGACCUUUCUGUUGAUGUGGAGCAGAACACUUCCAUUACACACUGUCUGAGAGACUUCAGCAACACAGAAACACUGUGUAGUGAACAAAAAUAUUAUUGUGAAACAUGCUGCAGCAAGCAGGAGGCCCAGAAAAGGAUGAGGGUAAAAAAGCUCCCCAUGAUUUUGGCCCUGCACCUAAAGCGGUUCAAGUACAUGGAACAGCUCCACAGGUACACCAAGCUGUCUUACCGAGUGGUCUUCCCUCUCGAGCUCCGGCUCUUCAACACCUCCAGUGAUGCCGUGAACCUGGACCGCAUGUAUGACCUGGUUGCCGUGGUCGUUCACUGUGGCAGUGGCCCCAAUCGUGGGCAUUAUAUUACUAUUGUGAAAAGUCAUGGUUUCUGGCUUUUGUUUGAUGACGACAUUGUAGAGAAAAUAGAUGCUCAAGCUAUUGAAGAAUUCUAUGGCCUGACGUCAGAUAUUUCAAAAAAUUCAGAAUCUGGAUAUAUUUUAUUCUAUCAGUCAAGAGAGUAACUUAAAGAACCGUGGGACUAAUUCAAGUAGGGGGCUUUGUUCAAAGCAUUAUUACCCAGUUUCUCCACGGACCUCCUUCUUUCCCAGUGGCCCACUAAUGUUAUCACUCCGAGUCUCAAUGGUCUGGCUGUGUUAACUUCCUCCUCUUUUUUUAUAUGCAGCACUACUCUUGGUUUUGUUUUGGUCUGAGGUAGAGUGAACUGCAAUCAGAUUGUCAUAAGAUUUAUAUGAAUAACAGUUGCUAAUUUGAGGAUUUGGGUGAAUGGUAUGCCACUUCUUAUGUCUAGCUAAAUUAGAAUGACAUUUCCAGGAAAUGUCACAGUCUAUUUUGAGUGUUUACGAAACUUCAGGGGUCUCCUUUCAAUCCAUUCCUUUAACUUGUCCCUCGAAGUAUUGCUACACAUUUUUUAGCUUAUCUGACAGAAGGACAGAAGAAUUGAGUAGAUGUUCACCUAUUAGGGCUGCAAUUAUAGCUUUAAGUUUGUGCAAGGGAAAAUGUUUAAAAGUGAGUAAACUUGAUAAUAAAAAUCAUCCUCCACAUAGACCAGGGUGAAGAGAAGCUGUGUGUGGUGGCUGGAGUCUGCACCGGGCUGUGCUGACCUAGCCAUGGAAUUCCAGGGGCUAAGAAGUUAUGGAGCUCAGGGCAGGCAAAGCCAAGAGGAAAAAGUUUCUGUGGACAGUAAAAAAUUGCUCUUCUUGUCUUUUUACCAAAAUCAAGUUUCAGGAAAAAAUUUCGAUGCUGUUAAUUUUUAGUGACACUUUAAUUCUGUAAGGUCCUGUGAGUUGUAUUUAUCCUGUACCUGGAACUGCUAAACUUUUCAAGCUGCCUUUCCAAUCCUGCUGAUGUCUUGCAAUCUGUGGUCCCGGGGCUGAGACACCACAUUGACUGCUUCUGGCACAUCUCUCCUUAGCCAGUCAGCACCACCAUCUUUCCAUGUUAGAGCAGUGGAAACACUGCACCUUUACAACCACCAGCUGCCCCAUCAGCUUGAUUUUUUAAUGUAUUUGGUCUGUUUACUGAGGCACUGGCAAGUUCCGGGGCUAAAAUGGAGCCCUCGCUGGAGGCAGUGCUGGAGCUAGCAGGGUGUGAGGUGGGUAGACGGAAGUGUUAGUGGGCCGGUGGAGCAAUGAGCAAGAUGGCAGCUGUUUCUCUGGCUCAGACUCCUAGAAUGCUUGACAAGACAGAGUUUUUUGGAAGAACCUCAUCUCACUAUAGUUACUUUUACUUUUUCCACUUUUGUUACAUAUGUAUUUAUUAGAGCAUUUGAAUAUUGGUACCUUUUAUUAAAAGGGUCAGUUUGGUGUUUUGCUGUUGAGCUGGUUUUUGGUUUCCUAAAAUACUAUGAGUCAUAGAUCUUGACUUCCUUUGAGAAGUCGGUUGACUUCCAUACACUAUAAUAUACUGUGAACAUUAUUUUGUUACCUAAUACAUCUGCGAACAAACAUGCAAACUCUUGGCAUAAUGUGAACUAAAACUGAAAAUGUUAGUGGCCAUUUUGCAACCAUGAAGAGGAUAGCACUUUAUCUAGAUAAAAACUGGAUUUCUUAUUUUUUAAAUAUCUUGAACUGUUUGUUGCUGAGAACUUAAGCAUGCCAACACUUCAUUUGUUCAUGCUUGAAGUGAAAUGUUUUACUCUUCACUGGAGAAGACAAAACAGGGUGAUCUUCAUGUUAUUGUUUCAUACAAGUGACGAAAAUGUAUCUUGCCUUAAUUAGAGGCAAAUUCAUAUUUAUAAUAGUUUCUUUUUUUUUCUCCACGAAACAUUCUGUGGUCAGAUACCUAGGAGGUGAUUUUAGUCUUUAAAGGAAAAAAUCACUUUCCAAUUGAAGGUGAUUGAUACAAGGAAAUGUUGUACUAUAUAUAACCCAUAUAUUUGACUGCAAGUUACAAAGUUUAAGAACAUGAUGAUUGAAUUCUAAUAUAUUUGGAACUGAUUCAUAAGAAAAAAACUAUUAAAAUUAUCUUUGAAUCCACUCUUGAAGCUAAUUUAUUAGAUAAAAAUGUUUCAAUUUCAGGCCUGUGGAAGUAAUAAUUCAGUAUUAAGUCAUAAGUUCAGUGCAUUUUUCUUUCCUUUUAUGAAUAUGUAAAGAAUUUUCCCCGGUGAUUUUAACUGAAGUAAUUGCUUUUAAUAGAGUUAGUUAAAAUUUAGUAUUCAUAGAUUUUUGGAAUAAAAAAAUGGAUAGAGUUUUUGGAAUAAAAAAUAAAUAUGGAGAAUAUUGCACAGACAUUCAAAUAGUUAUGUGAUGCAAGAAGAGAAGAUUAGAAAAGAUUAAAACACAUUUCUCUAUCAACACUCCAUCAGCUUUAAAAAAUUUAGAGCUAUUUGGUAAUUUCUCACCUCUUCCUCUUGGAUUAAAAAAAAACUCUAGGCAGCUACAUUUUCCCCCCAAUCAUUUUUCUUUAUGUAAAGACAAUAGCAUGGACACACUUUGUUACUUUCGGUUCCCAUUCCUAGCAUAAAGCAGAGAAUCCUGUGGAGUAUGCAAGGCCAUUCCACACUCACAGUGAUAGCACAAAGGCUCAGCAGUACUCCCUCCAAUGGCCAGGGUUUUGUGUGUCUUUCCAGCAGGAGUUAGUAGGCCUGCUGUGUUUCUCUAACUGCUGGGUGUUUAAGAUAAGUUACAGUGUUUUACACUUGAAAAAAUAAAUAUUUGCUUUAUUGGUUACUUAGUAGUUUCAUGUCUAGAUUAUGGUACAGUAUGCUAAAGUCUUUUGUUUAAAAGCAAAUUUUGAUAAAAUGCUGACAUCCAGUGCUCUUAUCUUGAUGCAUCUUCCAUUCCAAGGCAAUACCAAGUGGACUGGUGUGAAGAGAUCAAGGAACAUUAUCAGGCUGUGGGUUUGAAUAGAAAGCCAGUCAUACUUCAUUUUAUGGCUUGGUAUAUUUUAGUUUUAAGAUGAAAUGGAAAAAAAUGACAGAAAUGGUCCCUAUACAUUUAUUUUCAUGAAUAUCCUUAAUUUUAUGGGCAUGCCUAACAAGGAGCUAUGUUCUAACUGGCAGUUAGGGCUUAUUUUAGAUAUUGGAUUGUAGCUUUAUUACAGAUGGAUUUUAUCUUUGAACAUUGUGUUUUGAUCAACUUUGUAUAUUCAUGUGUAUUAAAAUACUGUGCACUAAAUGUUUUGCCCUCCUGUGCUAUUAUAUGGUCAAGGCAUUUAUCAGCACUAUUGUUAUUAACUCAUGUAAAUGGCAUGGGUUAGUGAAAAUUAUUUCCUAUUUUCUGCCUAAUUAAAUUUCUGUUUUCUAGUAUUAAUUUAUUUUGGCUCCCAUUUCUGUAUAACAAAAAUAGUUACUGUAUUUGUGUGGCAUUCACUUGAUUUUGUUGCUAAAAAAAAAAGACUUGUAGUUUUUAUUUAAAAUAAUCUGUACCUUAGUUUUUUAAUGUAACCAAUUCAAGCACUUUAAGCAAUAAUGUCAAUCUUGUGAAAUUUCAGUCUAACACCCUGCCCCUAAAAUUGUUUGCAUAAAAAUAAAAAAUAAAAAAAUAAAUAAGAUAGGAAUUCUCUUUCUAGAGAAUCAUAUCUGGGUACUCUUACACACAUUGACCUAAGAUCCAUUUUAUUGAAGUGAGUCAGGAGGGAGUCUCAUGUCCAGGGAAUCAUUUUAAACAUAAUCUUGAAGCAAUAGAAACACAAAGAAGAUUUUAGUUACUGUGAUAGUAAAGGCAGCGCUACUGUCAAGGUUGAUAAAAUCAAUUUUCUGGAGAUAACACACUACUUUUUUGAGUGAAAAAGAUCAACUCAAUCCAGAAACUUGUAUCUGGGGAAUAGCUCAUUGAGAAAGUCAGUGGAUUGAGGCUAAUGCAACUCACAGUGAAUUCCUUUUCUGGGACUUUACUAAUUAUGAAAGAUUCAGUUCCUAAAAUAAAGUGGCUUCCAGCUCAGGGGUCCUACCAGCACCUGGUUUCUAGGAAGAUAAGGGGAUGCGGUCCUGGCUCUGGGCUUCUUGGCUUGUUUGAGCUGUGGGGAUUCCAGCUUCAGUAAUCCUCAGCUGGCACACAGCACUGCCUCCACAGAACGCAGCAGAUGCCAGUCCCUGCCCUGGAGUCUCAGAAUGAAGCCUGUGGUUAUCCCCAGGAGAACCUUUCUUCCCAACUAGUCACCAGGAAGGAAUCCAUAUAUGGAACAGAAGUUGUCAUCUGAAUCUGUACCUGGGCCCAGCUAAGGAAAUACAGCCCACAGGCCAAAGUGGGGGUACUGUGUUGUAAUGUUGAGUGCCCAUCCUUUGUUGGGGUGUUAUGGUUGAAACUGAGUGGCAACAGGCUGUUGGGAAAGUCACCUGUUGCCAGGAAAAUCAAAGGAAGAGAAGACAUUUUGAGUAGGUUUUACUUUUAUGACCUUGUUUUCUCCUGUCUGUCAAAUGGGGCUUAUAGGAUAGGCCUGUUACUACCGAGCUGCUAUGGUAACAAAACUUCUGAAAAAUGGGAAGUGUUCAUUAUCUUUCUGAGUGUCUCCUCCUUUCAUUGACACUUACAACACCUUUAAUAGGGAACAAAGCCUUCCAUAUUAUUCAUUGCCUUAUAUUUAUAUGAAGAUAAAAAUAUUUGCUAAGUUAUUGCUGUUCCCACUGGAAAAAAAUUUGGUUGUGGGCAUAAUCCUAAAAAUAAACUACUUAGAUUUUUCUAGAGAUACCCUGGGUGGAGAGAUUUUUAAUUAAGCGAUUGUUUUACACCAUUUGAGUGUGAGGCAUUGUGGUAGCAUUUGGGACAUAGAAAAAUGAAGCAGAUAGGGUUCCUCAUUUCUUGGCUCAGAAGAAAUGUCUGUGAGGAACAGAAAUUUAAAAUUUAAGUUGUGUAAUGUGUGAGGACUGUGCUGACAUUUGCCCUGGUUUCACUGUGCAGAUGGCACUUUUACAUAGAGUAGGUCUGUUCCUCUCCUCCGUGGGGCCCCACUUUCCUUCCUGCCUGCUUUUGGCAUUGCCUUUCACCUCCUAGCGGUGACACAAUCUCAAAAACAGUGUGAAUCCAUUAUGUUGUAGCAAUGGCCUUGAAUGUUUCAUCUCUUAAUUGUCAUAAUAAAGGAGAAAGUAUAUUGAGA
Molecule: messenger RNA, 6335 nt
Organism: Heterocephalus glaber (naked mole-rat)
Lineage: Eukaryota; Metazoa; Chordata; Mammalia; Rodentia; Bathyergidae
Gene: Usp46
Product: ubiquitin specific peptidase 46
Biological process (GO): protein deubiquitination
Cellular component (GO): cytosol; nucleus
Molecular function (GO): cysteine-type deubiquitinase activity
Source: RefSeq, a predicted model, not a curated record